CGGGGGGUCAGGUUGCAAUAACGAUAAAGUGCGAAUCCAGUGUCACUCCAGUUUUCUGUCGACCAAUUGAGCUGCAUCCAUUUUUUGCAGUCGCAGAAAAAUAAAGGCUCGUCACAAAGAACCUGAAAAAUCGAAAACUAGACUCAAAAGAAAAGAAAAAAAAAAGGGCCACAAAAAUAAAGGCGCAAUAGAGAUGAUGGAAGCGUGGAAUAAAGAGACAGUGCCAAAAGUGAUGCAGAUUGUGAGCACAAGGCUUCCUCAGAGAGACCUAAUCUCCCUUUUGCUCGUCAGCCCUUGGAUUCAUAGAAAUUUGAUUUCCCACCCGUCUCUAUGGCUGGUUCUUGAUUUUCGUGAGAUGAAUAAUGCUGGGGAUCGCCUAGUGUCAGCUCUCUCACUGCCAAGAUACGGGAAUGUGAAGCAUAUAAACCUUGAGUUCGCUCGGGAUAUUGAAGACAGACAUCUUGAAAUUGUUAAAAGCAAGUGUGGACAUUCUGUUAACAACCUAGAGAUUCUUAAUCUGAAUGGCUGCCAAAAGAUAUCUGACAUGGGAAUUGAUUUCAUAACAUGCAACUCCCCUAAAUUAAUGGUCUUCUCAAUCUAUUGGAAUGUGAGGGUUUCAGAUGUUGGUGUUAAGAACUUGGUGAGGAACUGCAAAAUCUUGAUUGAUUUAAACCUUAGUGGUUGUAAGGUAUACCGUACGACCCAUUUGUCUUGAUUGGGUCUUGAUUUACAAUACUCUAUUGGCCCUUGUCUAAAAUAAUACGUAUUUCAUGGGGUAAUUAUGAGAUACUACAGAAUAUCACGGAUGGAAGCUUGAAGUUAAUUGCGGAAAAUUAUCAAGGAUUGCAGGUGCUGAACCUAACUAGAUGCGUGAAGCUAACGGAUAAAGGUCUGCAAAUGAUAUUCCUCAAGAUCCCCACACUUACAAGCUUGAAUCUUUAUGCCCUUUCCAGUUUCACGGACGAUGCUUACAAGAAGAUAUCACUUUUGAGUCGCCUUGAAUUUUUAGAUCUCUGUGGUGCUCAGAAUCUUUCCAAUGACGGGCUCUCGUGUAUAGCUAAUUGCAAAAACUUGACUUCUCUCAAUUUGACGUGGUGCGUGCGAGUCACAGACGAAGGAGUGAUUGCUAUUGCGAAAGGCUGCAGGUCUCUUGAAUUUCUUAGCCUGUUUGGUAUAGUUGGGAUUACGGACAAGAGCUUGGAGGUCCUCUCGAGCUUCCAUUCAGAUACAAUUACGACCCUUGAUGUUAAUGGUUGUGUUGGAAUAAAGGUACUGAGAGAAGAAGCCGUGACCAACUGCUCGAGCUGUUUCCGAAGCUCAAAUGCUUCAAAGUCCAUAGCUAGACACCAAGUGUUACAUUUAUCUCCUUUCCUUUCUUUCUUUUACUCCUAAAAAGAAGUAUGGAUGUACAAUUUAUGGUUUACAUGUGGAGAUGUAAUGUAAUUGGUGAAAAAGUUAUAUAUUUUAUAGUUGUUUUUGUUUGUUAAUUAUUAUACGUUGUUCCCAGCUUCUUGUGUGUAUAUGGUAUUCAUUUAAAGAAAGUGUCAAUUUUAACAUGUACUCAUUUGUGAGACUACUGUAAAAGGAAAAGAAAAA
Molecule: messenger RNA, 1596 nt
Organism: Striga asiatica
Lineage: Eukaryota; Viridiplantae; Streptophyta; Magnoliopsida; Lamiales; Orobanchaceae
Source: the annotation of a GenBank genome assembly